Molecule: messenger RNA, 3877 nt
Organism: Cuscuta epithymum
Lineage: Eukaryota; Viridiplantae; Streptophyta; Magnoliopsida; Solanales; Convolvulaceae
Source: the annotation of a GenBank genome assembly
CUCGGCCAUCUUUCAAGAAAAAUUUCCAAAAAAAUGUGGCGACCCGGGCAUGUUCACUAUUCCUUGCACGAUAGGAAACACCACAUUUCCUAAGGCCUUACUAGAUUUAGGGGCAUCUAUAAACGUCAUUCCUUAUUCCGUUUAUAAAUCCCUACAACUUGGCCCACUACAUCAAACUGGUGUGGUGAUUCAACUAGCAGAUCGUUCUAGUACCUACCCGAAGGGCGUAUUAGAAGAUGUGCUAGUAGAAGUAGAGAAUAUGGUUUUUCCUGUCGACUUCUACGUCCUCGAAAUGGGGAAUGAUGACCAAACAGCGCCCAUCCUUUUGGGAAGACCCUUCUUAAAAACCGCAAAAACAAAAAUUGACGUGUCUAGUGGUUCAUUAACUUUAGAGUUCAAUGACCAAAAAGUAGAGUUCAAUAUCUUUGACUCUACGAAAAAACAAAUUAAAGAUCAAUCUCUUUGUUCUUUGAAUGUUUUUGAACCACCAACACCAAAUGUUUUAAUUGAGUUGGGAACAAAGAGGAAAGGUCGACCUUACUGGAAAAGGCUGAAGAAAAGAGAUGAACUAAGGGAUGUUCACGAUCCCACUUAAAAGAGAAAAUAAAAUAAAAACAACGUCGUGCCGCGACAUUAAAUCAAGCGCUUCUUGGGAGGCAACCCAAGUUUGUAUUUCAAUCAUUUUCAUUUAUUUGUGUGUUUGAGAAAAGUUUCAAAAAAAAAAAAAAAAAAAAAAAAAAAAAAUUGAAACUACCCGACCGGGUAACUCCAAUCCACCCGGCCGGGUACCUAAAUUUUUUGGUACCAGACCACUGCUUUGCGAAUCCGCCCGGGUCAAACCACAUACCCGGCCGGACAAAAAAAUAAAAUAAAAUAGUCAAAAUUAACUAAUACCCGACCGGGUACUUUAUUUCACCCGGCCGGGUAUUCAUUCCAGUAGCUACUGGAUAAGCAGGACCCGAAGACCCGACCGGGUCUAUUAACCCACCCGACCGGGUGAACGGGAAAACACCCCUAUACCAGGUCGGGCGACCUCUUCCCCUCCCACUUUCCUUCUUCUUCCUACGAACCAAACCCCCAAAAUCCCCCAUUUUUACACUCCAAAAGCUUCGAAACUAUCCCAUUUCUCCACCAAAUCCAUCAAAUAACACCACUUUCUUCAUCUCCUCUUCACCCUCUUCCACUCUAUACCCAUCAAUCUCCCCCAAAACAACCAAAUCAACCAAACCCAUAAACCCUACCUCAAGGUCCGAAAAUCCCCAUUUUUGAGCAUUCAAGGUCCAAAAUCAAGCCCAAAAUCCCCAACCAAUAGCAAUCCUUGUUCUCCUCACCAUUCUCUUCCAAACCAUACCCAUAAAAACUCUCCAAAACUCACCCUAGCCAAAAGUCCGAAAAUCACUCAAGAAAAAACCAAAAAAAAAAAAAUCAAGUUCAAUGGCUCCAAGAAAAUCCAAAGGCUCUUCCUCAAGGGGUAACCGAGCUAUACCACCGGUGCCGGGCUACGAGAACGUGGAUUUGGCUACGGAGGGUCAAAGGGAAAGCUUCAUCAACCAAACAAAGAGGGAGGUAAAACAAUCCCGUUUCAUGUGCUUAACUACCCUAGCAUUACUGUGGAUUGAUGUUGUGAUGCGUGACAUAUUUGCGAGAAUUGGAAUGACUAGAAUAUUUGGAAUGCAAUAUGUUACAUAUCCUCAUUUGGUGUAUGAAUUUUUUAGCUCGUUUGCGUAUACGAAAGAUGUGGAUGAUCAUGCAAAUGACAUCAUCACCUUUCGUUUACUAAAUGAAAAUCGUUCAUUAACCAAAAGGGAAUUUGCUCAACACUUUAGCCUCCCAUUAUUUGAUGAAGCACGUACAUAUGAUUCUCUUGUGGGAUAUGAGUUGUGGAAGAGAAUGACAGGAAAACCUGUGGUUGAUCUUUCUAAGCUGAGCGUGAACCGUGUGCAACAUCCGGUCUUCCGACUAUUCUUAAAAUUUUGCUCAAAUUGUUUUCUCGGAAGACCAAAUAAUCAUCACACACGGAUUUGGGAUGUGUGCGUUCUAGCGCAAGCUGUUUUGCCUGGCCCGGAUCAAGUUGAUGUUGCCACCAUCUUAUGGACCCAUUUCUACAACGUGGCAACAUCAACAGGACCAAUUGUGAUGGGGGGCCUCAUCACACAUAUAGCCACUUUAUAUGGUUUUGUAGACCACGGCCCCAUCACCUCAAGACAACUUAUUUGCACUGAAUGGCUUGUAACAAAGACCCUAGACUUGGUAACCUCUCACAAAACACCAACCGGGGCACAAAUCUAUAAUUGGCGCAUCCUCCCACGCACCUCCAUCUACCUCCAAAUACCCUCGGCCGACGUCCCCCUGGAUAUCAUCGAUCACCAAAUCGGGGAUGGUCAUCACUAUUGUCUUCCCGGGGCAAUCCCGGAUCAUUAUGAAGAACCCAUCCAAAAUGAAGAUGAUGAAGAACCACCAAUCAUACCCGAACAACCCCCACUAAUUCCUGAACAACCACAACCUCAAGCUUUUCACUACACACCUUUCGAGCAACAAAUGCUCGAUAACAUGGCCAUGCUCAACAACAACUACACCCAACUUCGGAAUGAAGUUGGAUUAUAUCGUACGGAGCACAGGCAGAGCUUUGAGAGGAUGGAGGAGCAGCGGCAGGCAGACUGGCGUAGAUAUGAGGAAGACCGCCGGAGAGAUGAGGAGGACCUACGGAGGACCUAUGGUCCUAUUUAUUCCUAUAUGGCGCAUCAGGGUGGAUUUGCAUCUAUGACCACUCCUCCUCCCGCACCCUCUUGGUAUGAUCCUACUGCAUGGGGUUAUUUUGGAGGCUCGAGUUCUGGUGGUGGAGGCGAUGAUGGUGGUUAUGGCGGUGAUCACAUGGAUGAGGACAGACACCAUGGUGGCGGUAUGGGCGGGCACUAGGGACAGUGCAAUUACUCAGCUGGGGGGAGACUGUUCUGGAUCCUAAGGAUGAUGAUGAAAGGGAGUUCGUUGGUGAGAGAACCGAUUUCGAAGACCUCUUGAUGUUGGGGAUAUUUUUUGUAAUCAUUCUGCUUUUAGAUACACUUUAUGGUGGUUGUUCUGAUACUGUUGUUUUGAAGACUUCAUGGACAUGGUUUAUUUUACUCGAGACGAGUAAAAGUUCAAGUGUGGGGGUAUUUGAUAUGCACUAGUUAAUAGUGCAUAAAUGUGUAUGUUUAUAUCUUGUUUUGUGUGGAUUGUUUACCAUUUGUGUGUAGUUGUAAACAUUUGUUUACUUUUUAUUUGUAAGUGUUUUUAGCUUUUAUUUGUGGGUUAGGAAGUUUUGGUAGAAUUGUUGGCAAGGAAAAGGAAGAAAAACAAGGAGAAUGCUGCCCAGAAGAAUAAACCCGACCGGGUAGAAACCUUCACCCGGUCGGGUUUGAAUUAACAUUUGCAGUCUCCAGGAAAUUACUCUACCCGGUCGGGCCCUAUACCUCACCCGGUCGGGUGAGACUUGACCGAAGACAACCCGGCGUGCUGAAAAACAUUAGAACAUGGAAAAUAUUUGAUUCGGACCAGUACCCGGUCGGGUAGAUACUCUACCCGGUCGGGUACUCGGCCAAAGGUGUUGAAAAACACCUAUAAAUAGCACACUUUUCCUUCAUUAAAGAAUACCAAUUCCUAUAUACUCUUAAGCUCAGUUUAGAAUAGCAUUUCUUUAUAUUUCUUUUAGCAUGUUUAGUCUCCAAAUGAGGAGCUAAACUUCCAUUUCUUGGUGUUGCUCUUGAAGCUUGUUGAUUAUUAAAGUUGUGAGUUAUUUUCUUAACUUCUUUCCUUGAAUAUUAAUGCUUCUCUUAAAUACUAUUUCUAUAUCAAUGUUGGGGAGUGUUGCUAAGAUGACAAUUAGUUAACAUCUUGACAU